AUAAGGAGUAGUUACUUGUUUCAUUCAACUUUCCCCUGUUUAUCAAAAAUCCGCUCCAGAUCUUUGAACCGAGAUUGAGUUGAGAGGCUAUCAAUUGGGUCACUCACUCACUCGUCGUACUUGUGUAGCUGUUGUGUAUAUGCUCUGGUUCAUAAUUAUUUUUCAAGAUCAUACCAAAGUGUAUGCAUUUUGGGUUGGAUUCAGGCUGCCAUAGUAUUAACUAAACAUUUUUGCAUAGGUGGGUAAUUGUGGGUUCGUCCAUAAAAUGGGUGAUUUGAAAAGGUUGAUUGUAGUUUAUUUACAGAAAUAAAGAAACAAUAAAAACUGAGCAUUUUAUAGGAGUGUUUAUAAAGAUGCUAAGAUCAGCUCUUUCUCCCAUAUUUGCAACUUUCCCCUCCAAAACCAAGCUGGUUAGGACAAUUCAGCAUGCGGUAACAAAACGCCCGGAAACUGUUCGACUAAAUGCCCCAAACAACUAUCUAACCUCGCAUAAGCUUCCCCCAACCUCAGCUUACGUUCACCUCCCAUUCUGCCGGAAACGCUGCCACUACUGCGACUUCCCCAUCCUAGCCCUCGGUGUCUCCUCCCAACCAGACAAUGACCCUCGAAUUGCAGACUACGUCAGCCUCAUUUGCAGAGAAAUCAAGGACACCACACUCCUCCACUCAAGCACCAACCAACCAGCUCUGGAAACCAUCUUUUUUGGUGGUGGCACACCUUCUCUUGUGCCUCCCCGGCUGGUUUCCUUAAUAUUGGAUGCUUUGGAUUCGAAAUUCGGUGUGAGUUUUGGUGCAGAGAUAUCAAUGGAGAUGGAUCCGGGGACAUUCGAUGUGGGGAAACUGAAAGGGAUGAUGGAGUUGGGUGUGAACAGAGUGUCUCUGGGAGUUCAGGCAUUUCAGGAGGAGAUGCUGAAACGUUGUGGGAGAGCUCACGGGUUGAAGGAGGUUGAUGAGGCUAUAGAGAUUAUUGUUGGGCAGUGUAGUGUUGAGAAUUGGAGUAUUGAUCUCAUAGCUUCUCUUCCUGGUCAAACACCAGAGAUGUGGGAAGAAAGCUUGAGACGUGCCAUUGAUGUGCAGCCUACGCACGUUUCCGUGUAUGAUUUGCAAGUUGAACAAGGAACCAAAUUUGGUAUCUUGUAUACUCCAGGAGAGUACCCAUUGCCUUCUGAGAAUCAAUCUGCUGAGUUUUACAGAAUGGCUUCAAAAAUGCUAUCAGGAGCAGGAUUUGACCAUUAUGAGAUCAGUAGCUACUGCAAGACGGGUUACCAUUGCAAGCACAACUCCACAUAUUGGGAAAACAAACCUUUCUAUGGUUUCGGACUUGGGGCAGCCAGUUUCCUUAACGGAUUAAGGUUUUCUAGGCCUAGAAAACUCAAGGACUACACGGGAUACGUCAAAAGUUUAGAGGACAGAUCAGAGAGUUGCUUUUGGAAGAAUGAUUGUGUGGAUGCACAUGACAUGGAGAAGGAUGUCGUUAUGCUCUCUCUUCGAACUGCUAGAGGUUUGAAUUUGAAGUCCUUGGGUGAAGCUUUUGGUACCUCGCUUGUGGUCUCCCUCUUAGAAGUUUAUGAACCAUAUGUGGAAACUGGCCAUGUACUUUUCUUGGAUCAGCAGAGGAGAGCUAUUACAGUGGAUCAACUCUGUAGCUUGGAUAGGUGCAAGACCAAAGACGUGGUUUCGUUCAUUCGUUUAUGUGACCCCGAUGGUUUUCUGCUAUCCAAUGAGCUGAUAUCCCUAGCCUUUUGCGUUAUAGGGUAGUUUUGUGAUUAGUUAAUGAACUAUAGUGCCAUAACAAAUCUGUGUAAUGUAAAUUCAUACCAAAAUUAGAUUCCUUUAGCCCUACAAGAGAGUUUCACACUUUCCUUUUGGGCGGGUUUUCUCCAAAUAAGUUUAUCUUUCUUACUUUUGUUGAUUUAAUGCUAAAAUAAUAAUAAUGUUAUUAUUACCCCG
Cuscuta europaea is the source of this 1949-nucleotide messenger RNA. NCBI's taxonomy places the organism in Eukaryota, Viridiplantae, Streptophyta, Magnoliopsida, Solanales, Convolvulaceae. The record is from the annotation of a GenBank genome assembly.